CACAAGUCGUAGGGCUGAGACAUGAGACAAGGGGUUCGCUGAUCUCAGCUGAACUUGUCAAACCCCCAAAUCUCAAAGUUACGUAAGCUCAUCCUUUCCCCUACAAGGGCAAAUAAUUCAGAAGCCGUUCUGCCGUCUUUUCCGUCUUCGUCUCCUCUUCCUCAGAUAUCCUAAUCCAAGAUACUUCUUUUCACGCCGGUCCUAUCACCCUUAGGUAAAUAAAUAUCUUUCCAAAAUGGCUGAUUUUCUCGUAUCCAAACUCGCCAAGUUAACCCCCCUCUCCAAAUUUUCCGCCGGGGUAUACGACGAGGACGUGGGAGAAGAAAUUGACGAAACCACCAUCGCGGGAGGAGGCCACGGUGCGCGACAGACGGCUAUUACCAAAUCCCAGUUGCGAGUCAGCCACGCGCUAAAAUCAUUUCUCGUUAAGAAUAAUGUACUCUCCGAGGAAGGAGUAGGCCUGGAGUCGGAACAGCCUGGUGCUGCGCUGCUAGAACUACUUGACAAGCCACACAUCCACGUGCCUCCCGCAGUGACGGACAGGUCUCAUCCGCUCCCAGAGUAUUUCAUAAGCUCUAGCCAUAAUACAUAUCUUCUAGGUCACCAGCUCAUUGGCAAGUCUUCCGCUGUCGCCUAUGAGACCGCACUCAACGCCGGAUCUCGGUGUGUCGAGAUCGACGCCUGGGAUAACGAGGACGAUAAAGAAGAGCCUAAAGUCACUCACGGGUAUACCCUCGUUUCCAAUAUUCCAUUUCGCCAAGUAUGUGAGACAAUUCGUAGUGUCGUUGACCGGGAAGCGAUGCAGUCCAGUAAUACGGAUGGGUAUCGGGCGGCACCAAUCAUGCUCUCCCUAGAGAAUCACUGUAGCGCGUAUGGACAGCAGAGACUCGUUGAAAUCAUGAAAGAAAUAUUCGGCCAUCGUCUGCUGGACAAAGCUAUCCGAAUAAAAGGCCAUCGGGAGCAGGAAGGGAACAGUGAUCCAGUUACCCUGGCGGAACUAGGAUCUAAAAUAGUUCUCAUCGUCGAAUAUCAUUUACCCGAGGAAGCAGACUCCAGUGAUGAUGACAGCAACCCCGACGCUAACGAUGAUGAGGAGAGACGGGCACAAGAGGCUUACCGUGCCAAGAAGAAAGAAACAGACUCCAAGAUCAUUGUUCCAGAACUCGCAGAGCUGGGUGUUUACGCCCAAUCCGUGAAACCGAGAGAUAACUCUUGGUUUGAAGGUGUCCUCAAGGAUGGUCCUCGUAACCAUUUGAUCAACGUAUCAGAAACCGGACUGGCGUCACACAUGCCGGAAGCAAAUCAACUGAUUGCGCGACAUAAUUCUAAGCAUCUAAUGCGUGUCUUUCCAAAGGGUACGCGCAUUACCUCAAAGAAUUUAAAACAAGUCCCAUUCUGGGGCGUUGGCGCACAGAUCUGCGCGAUGAACUGGCAAACUUUCAACGCCAGCAUGCAGAUCAACGAGGCCUUAUUCAGCGGUACCGACGGUUAUGUCCUAAAGCCAGCAGCUCUGCGCGCAGGCGGUAGUAUGAACCUCAACACUGGCAGGAGGAAGAGGCUAGUUCUGCACGUCGCGGGAGCAUCAGAUAUACCCCUACUAGAAGACAUGGAAGAAGAUGAUGUGAAGCCAUAUGUGACCUGCACGCUCGUGCACACAGAUGAAUUAGAAGACAACCAUCCCAAGCGUAAGACGAGACCGUACAAGCACCACAGGUUAGGAUUCCUGCACAGGGGCGAGAACCCGCCGCCAACAGAUCCGAUCUGGGACGAGACGCUCGAGUGGGAAUACGAAGACAACGAGCUCGUCUUCCUGCGCAUCCUAAUCAAGAACGACGCCAGCUUUGCGGAAAACCCCGUCUUCGCAGUGGCGGCGCUAAGACUCAUGUACGCGGUCCCCGGCUGGAGCUUCAUUCGUAUGCUGGAUCUGAAGGGCCGAGAGACCAAGUGUGCGUUGUUGGUCAGGUUUGAGUUCAGCGAUAUAUAAAAGUCUGAUCGAGAAGGGAACGGUUCGCGACAAGCACAUAGUUAGUUCCAAGGUUCGAUGAUGAAAUGUGAAAAAAAGAAAUUAGGCCCGGCGUUACGUUCUCAAGCCCCUAUUACAGUACCUCGUUCAUGGGGUUCCCCGACAUAAUAGUCUAAACAGUAUGAUACCAGAAAGAUAAAUUCUAUGCCUGGGAGGGUAUUCAACUUGCUUAUCAUUUCCAAGUCUACGUGCGUUGGCGUUUGUGGCUCCGGUCGGUUGCAUUACCUGCAUGCAGCAGG
This is a messenger RNA of Daldinia caldariorum, 2262 nucleotides long. RefSeq names its product PLC-like phosphodiesterase. Gene Ontology annotation, molecular function: phosphatidylinositol-4,5-bisphosphate phospholipase C activity. The record is from RefSeq and is a predicted model, not a curated record. Gene Ontology annotation, biological process: lipid metabolic process; phosphatidylinositol-mediated signaling. Lineage: Eukaryota; Fungi; Ascomycota; Sordariomycetes; Xylariales; Hypoxylaceae. Bases 236 to 1984 code for a protein of 582 amino acids. The transcript has a single exon.